This is a messenger RNA of Acipenser ruthenus (sterlet), 3758 nucleotides long. RefSeq names its product calpain-1 catalytic subunit-like. Lineage: Eukaryota; Metazoa; Chordata; Actinopteri; Acipenseriformes; Acipenseridae. Gene Ontology annotation, biological process: proteolysis. Gene Ontology annotation, molecular function: calcium ion binding; calcium-dependent cysteine-type endopeptidase activity. Bases 303 to 2417 code for a protein of 704 amino acids. The record is from RefSeq and is a predicted model, not a curated record. The transcript is spliced from 23 exons. Gene Ontology annotation, cellular component: cytoplasm.
UCAAUACAAAGCAUCACAAGAUUAAGAAUCUUUUGCAAACGCUAUGCUGGCUCUUUAAUUACGUCAAUUACACUGUAGUGCCCGUGCCUUUGUUUUCGCCCCACCCCACGCGCUGGGAUGGGCUCAUUGCAUUGCUGCAGACAGGUCAUCGCGUCCAUAACUGUUUCACUGUACAUCUUGUCCAGAAAACCCGACUUCCUCCACCUGGAAAAAGAAAGACCGCAGCGUAAAACGUCAUUAUAAACAGCUGAAUUGGAAUCGUUUCUACGCACUGGAGCAUUUUAGGGACCUAUUUCAGCAGCAUGCUCCAGUUUGGGGGGAUCUCGGCUCGCAUACACAAGGACAGGCUGAAGGCAGAAGGCAUGGGCACCAACGAGAGGGCUCUGAAGCUUCUCAACCAGGACUAUGAGGCCCUUAAACAAGAGUGUCUGGAGAGCGGAACCCUGUUUGAGGACCCCCACUUCCCAGCCCAAGCUUCCUCGCUGGGGUUCAAGGAGCUGGGGGCCCACUCUUCCAAAACUCGCGGGGUGGUGUGGCAGAGACCCACGGAGUUCACAGAUGAUCCCCAGUUCACUGUUGGAGGUGCUACAAGGACUGACAUCUGCCAGGGGGCCCUUGGUGACUGCUGGCUCCUGGCUGCCAUCGGCUCCCUCACGCUCAAUGAGAGGCUGCUGCAUCGAGUCGUUCCUCACGGACAGUCCUUCCAGGAAGACUACGCUGGAAUAUUCCACUUUCAGUUCUGGCAGUUCGGAGAGUGGGUGGAUGUUGUUAUUGAUGACAGGCUGCCCAUUAAGGACGGGGAGCUGGUCUUUGUCCACUCUGCAGAAGGAAACGAGUUCUGGAGUGCUUUGAUUGAGAAAGCGUAUGCCAAGUUGAACGGCUCCUACGAAGCUCUCUCUGGUGGCAGCACGACUGAGGGGUUUGAGGACUUCACCGGGGGCGUGUCAGAGAUGUACGAGCUGCGCCAGGCUCCCAGGGACCUGUACAAAAUCAUCCAGAAGGCUCUGGAGAGGGGUUCUCUGCUGGGCUGCUCCAUCGAUAUCACAAGUGCCUUUGACAUGGAAUCUGUGACGUUUAAGAAGCUGGUAAAAGGUCAUGCGUACUCUGUGACUGGACUGAAAGAGGUAGGUUACCGGGAGCGCACGGAGCGCCUGAUCCGCAUCAGGAACCCCUGGGGUCAGGUGGAGUGGACUGGAGCCUGGAGCGACAGUUCCUCAGAGUGGAAUGAAGUCGACCCUUCUCAUAAGGAGGAGCUUCAAUUAAAAAUGGAAGACGGAGAGUUCUGGAUGGCCUUCAAUGAGUUCCUGAAGCAGUUCUCUCGCCUGGAGAUCUGUAACCUGACCCCUGACGCCCUGAGCGAGGAAAGCCUGAGCUUCUGGAACACCGUCAAGUACGACGGCAGCUGGCGGCGCGGGAGCUCCGCGGGAGGAUGCAGGAACCACCCGAAUACGUUCUGGAUCAACCCGCAGUAUAAGAUCACCCUGCUGGAGGAGGAUGAUGACCCCGAUGACAACGAGCUGGCCUGCAGCUUCCUGGUUGCCUUGAUGCAGAAGGACAGGCGGCAGUACCGGCGGCACGGCCAGGACAUGCACACCAUUGGCUUUGCCAUUUACGAGGUUCCAGAUGAGUACAAGGGUUGCCAGAACGUGCACCUGAAGAAGGAUUUCUUCCUGAAGCACUCCUCGUGCGCUCGCUCUGAGACCUUCAUUAACCUGCGUGAGGUGAGCUCCCGACUGCACCUGCCCCCGGGGGAGUACAUCAUCGUCCCCUCCACCUUCGAUCCCAACAAGGAGGCCGACUUCGUCCUGAGAGUCUUCACAGAGAAGCAGUCAGACACCCAAGAGCUAGAUGAUGAAAUCGGUGCUGAUCUAGAAGAUGAGGAGGAGAUCUCAGAAGAUGAUGUUGACGAUUCCUUCAAGGUCAUGUUCCAGCAGUUAGCUGGAGAGGACAUGGAGAUCGGCGUGCAUGAGCUCAGGACCGUCCUUAACAGAGUGGUGAGUCGACAUAAGGACCUCAAAACUGACGGAUUCAGUAUGGAGUCCUGUAGGAGCAUGGUCAACCUCUUGGAUAAAGAUGGCAGUGCUCGUCUAGGAUUGGUGGAAUUCCAGAUUCUGUGGAAUAAGAUCAGAAAGUGGCUGACCAUCUUUAGGCAGUACGAUCUUGACAGAUCAGGAACCAUGAGUGCUUACGAGAUGCGUCUUGCUCUUGAAUCAGCAGGUUUCAAACUCAAUAACAAAUUAAACCAGGUUCUUGUUGCAAGAUAUGCGGACAAUGAAACAAUUGAUUUCGAUAACUUCAUCUGCUGCCUGGUCAAACUGGAAGUCAUGUUCAGAUCCUUUCAGCAGCUGGACAGAGAUGAAAGUGGCAUUGUUGAGCUGAAUCUAAAUGAGUGGCUGUUGAUGACGCUGUGCGGAUAACGAUGGAAUUAGUUGUAGGAGAGACAUCAAGGGCCUGUCCAUCCUGCAAGUGCCUCCCACCUAUACCAUAUCACAUAAUACCCUUUAAACCUCCCUUAAACUUGCUAUGAACCCAAAGUAAUACGCCUGCAAGAUCCAGAAAGGAUUUUAUGCUAGCCAGGGUCUUACAUUUUGUAUGCACCAUUCAGGGCAGGAUGAUAUUGAACCAUAAUUUCACCAUUUACUGAAGGUUAAUACUAUCUUUGCAUAGAUACACAAUCACCACACAACCAAACUAGCUAGCUGGUGUUAAUAAAAUUGUGUUAUAUUGCAUAAGACAUGGAUAUUGAAAUCAUGCAGUCUAGUUAUGAAAGAUUAACUUAUUUUGUUUCCCACAUUUAAUCUUGUACUGGUAAAACUCAAUAGUGUCAGGUGGUCUGAUUUUCUUUACAGGUUGAGACUGGAAGCAUUCAGCAGGUGGCAGCAUCCACACGUUUGUUUCUUUACUACACCACAGCAUCCUUUUUGAAUUAAUGUUUUAUGUAUAGUCCUUCUCACCAAAAUGUGCUGAAUGUGCUGUGCUCAGAACACAACAUGAUAACGCACAGUAUUCACAACACCACACAAUCGUUUUGAACCCUUUAGAUAUCACAUCACAUAUUUCCUGCCUCUUCACCCAGGUAACAACAGAACUUUAGAUGUGUCUCCUGAAAAAAAUCCUUCCCAAGCGCAAAUAAUAUAUCCAGAUUGAGUUAGCAAUAUCUAAUAAGCAGCAUGGCUAUUAAAUUACCUUCUCAGGUGUUACAUAUGCAUUAUACAAACUGAACUUUAGGUAAGGACAGUUCUUGUGCUGCUGUAGGCAACUAUACAUAGGUGACAGGGGUGCUUACUAUUUUUGUAUCACUGCAAAUUUUACUGUUCCAGACACUACAUAAUAGAGAAGGUUGGAUGUUGAUCUGAGAGGGAACUUACUAAUGUAGCCAACAAGUUAAACAGCGGUCAUGCAUGCUGUUGUAGAUUAUUUUAAUUCCCUUAAUAAUAAUCAAAAUUCAUCCCUUCUAACUGAUGUCGGUGUAGGCUACUUCACAGUAGUUAAAAAGGCAACCUACAUUUUAUUAGCGUGGAUUUCUUGAUAGCAGUAUUGUAUGGUUAGUACUUUGAGUCGAAGACGAUGAUUUUUAAAAUAUUAUUAUUAUUAUUAUAGAUCUGUUUUAUUGUUUGCCAUUCUCCAUGCCAGUACUAUAAUGAAAAUGAAUAGGUACAGUUACUGAAGAGUGUUUUAAAACAUUGGGCUGAUUCCUUUUGUACUGCAUUACUGCUAUGAGAAAUGUCUACUCAAUAAAGGACCAAAUAAAAACAGGA